Molecule: messenger RNA, 2806 nt
Organism: Mytilus trossulus (common blue mussel)
Lineage: Eukaryota; Metazoa; Mollusca; Bivalvia; Mytilida; Mytilidae
Product: innexin unc-9-like
Exons: 2
Coding region: 246-1451 (401 amino acids)
Source: RefSeq, a predicted model, not a curated record
GCUCACGUUAACUUGUUAACUACACAAACGAUAUACUACAUAGGUAAAUUUCAUCAGCGACAAAUCUGAUUGGUUAAGGGAUCCGUCACCCUCUAGUGAAUUACUAAAGCUUUAGGAUUGCAACAUUCAGCUGUUUGACGAUUUCGAGUUGGGCUUUGCCCCCUUUUCCUCACAUUUCGUAAAAGUAGGACAUCUUAAACAGUGUGGACAUUAAAAACAAAAACAACUGAUUGAAAACAACUAAAAUGAGUGUUGUUUGGAUUUUUGGGAGUUGGGCUAGUUGGAGCAAACUCCGAGGCAACGACGAUGAUGAUUGGGUGGAUAGAAUAAAUCAUUUAUACACGGUGGUAUUACUGUGUGUCUUUGCUGUGUUUACAGGCGGCGGCCAAUAUGUCGGUGACCCGAUCCAAUGUUGGUGUCCAGCACAAUUCACGGGGGCGUAUGUCUCGUAUACGAAAUCCUACUGUUGGAUUAAAAACACGUACUAUAUUCCCAUGAAUAACGCCAUCCCUACAGAUCACAUGGACCGUGAAUCAGAAGAACUCGCCUAUUACCAGUGGAUUCCUAUCAUCUUAGUUUUUAUGGCUUUCAUGUUUAAAUUUCCUUGCCUCGUUUGGAGAAUGUUGAAUGGAUAUUCUGGACUCAACGUUGAAAAAAUCGUAAACAUGGCUGUAUCAACACAAACAAGUGACCCAAAGAAACGCGACGAAUCCGUAAAGCACAUAAGUAUCUACAUUGACCGUUGGUUGGAAACCCACAGACCGUAUUCGCACAACUUCAUGGUCCGUGUUCAACAUAAAAUGGCGCGAUUUUGCUGCGUUUUCUGCAACAAGCGUGAAGGCACAUUUUUAACCGGACUGUACAUGUUUGUAAAGAUCUUGUACUGCGUCAACAUCAUAUGUCAGUUCUUCAUCUUGAAUGCCUUUAUGGGUCACGAUUUCUUUUCAGCGUACGGAUUUGAAGUUAUUAAUGGUCUAGCAAACGACUGGGAAAUCAAAGAAUCAUACAGAUUCCCACGUGUCACGCUUUGUGAUUUCGAUAUUCGACAACUUGCAAAUGUACAAAGAUGGACAGUCCAGUGUGUAUUGCCGAUCAAUCUAUUCAACGAGAAAAUUUUCAUCUUUUUAUGGUUCUGGUUUGUUUGCAUAGCUGUAGUGACAACUGGAAAUUUCCUGUUCUGGAUUUGGCGAGUGGUUGUAAAACAAAACCGUGUCGCUUACGUCAAAAAGUUUUUGAAAGUCAAUGAUCAGCUUCAUGGAGAAGACGAGAAAAAGUUAUGCAGAAAGUUUGCCAACGAUUAUCUUAGAGAUGAUGGACUAUUUGUGUUACGUAUUGUAGCAAGAAAUACGAACUCUAUACUACUGACAGAUCUAGUCAUGUGCCUAUGGGGCAUUUACAAAGACAAACCGGAAGUAAGAAAAGAAAAUGAUUACAAUGACACAAACCCAUAGUGAAAUUUGUUAAUUUAGCUAAACUACCGCCAAAAGUGGUCUUUCAUCAUGUCGCGUGACAUUCCAGACUGUGCACACGUUACCAUUCCUAUGCAGAUGACGCGUUAUGCAUUUUAACUUAGGUGCUAGUGUGACAAAGACUUAAAUGCAUUAAUAUUUCAUGUCUUAUUUUUGUCAAUGAUUGCCAAUUGUUACCAUGGUGAUGUGGACGUUAUUGUUAGGUCUUUAAUAGGACCCCUCACUGCCCAUUUUUACAGGCAUUUCAUAGUGAUAGUGAACUGUUUUACAAAUGUACAUUGUUGAUUCGUGUUAUAUUGUUAAUUGAAAAAGAGUCAAUAUUUUUUUUAUAAAUCUUUUGAAUUUUAGAUUUGAAAUUCAUUGGGCAUUUUACAUUGUAUUUCGUACUGUUUUCGUGACCAGUUGUUCAUUAAAAACUAUGUAUAGAAGUUCAGUAAUUUUAUGUUUGAGACUACUUCAUGACAACAAGAACGUUUAGUACAAGCAUUGAUGACGUCAUAUAUAUUUCUGUGAUAAAUCCUGUCGGUUGUGAUCUUUUGAAGAUAUUUUCCCACCAACGAAUUAACCAAUCAAAAUCGAAUUACUUUUUUGUAAAAAUAUUGAUUACAUUUUUUUUAUGAAUAAUUAGCAUGUAUAUUUUUUUGAGGAUAUUUUUUAAUAAAAGCGUAGAUUUGCGGGUACAUUUAGUAUAUAGUUAUAUAUCUAAUAUGUCUUCCAUAGCGGCAUUAACGAAAUCGUUGUCUUCCAUUUUGUAAAGUUUUUAAAAUUUUAUUUAUAACCAUUUGAUAUGUUGUAAAUAUAUGAAACGUAAGUGUAGGUUAAGGUCACAUGAUUGCUUUUUUGUCAUUUAAUGAAAACAGAGCUUAAUGCUUUAAUGUUACUAUCCUGACCAGAUUUUUAGCAGACUUCGUGUUUUUGUGAAUUUGAUAAUGUGUCCGGAUUUAUUUCAUAUGCAAGUUGAUGUUCAUUUCAGUAACCAUUAAGCCAUUAAAUGGCAACAUUUAUCAGAAUGCAUUUAUUAAUGUAAGCAUAUUGUUUCCAAUCCAGCCAAAUUGAAAAAGGAGGAAGAAGCAUGAUCUUAAAUCCCAUUUGAAAUUUUCGGUAUAUGCACACAUCAACAUUCAGUUUGUACAAAGUUAUCGUCCUUUUCCGGAAGCGACUUUCAAGGGACUUAACUAGUCAAUUUUGUAACGAAUGUAUGUAUAAUUGUUUGCGAUUGCUAUGUUUUGCAGUUGUAUGUGUAAAUAUACCUUAAGCAGAUUAGUUGAUUAUAAGUUUAGAAUAUAUUAUGAUGCAGUAUCUUAAAAUUAAUAAAAUUUCUAAAGAUCCAAAAGAUA